Molecule: messenger RNA, 1645 nt
Organism: Sarcophilus harrisii (Tasmanian devil)
Lineage: Eukaryota; Metazoa; Chordata; Mammalia; Dasyuromorphia; Dasyuridae
Gene: SUSD3
Product: sushi domain containing 3
Exons: 5
Coding region: 516-1337 (273 amino acids)
Cellular component (GO): plasma membrane
Source: RefSeq, a predicted model, not a curated record
GAGGGCGGGGCAGUCGGAGAAGGAAAACUGAGCUCACCGCUCGGGCAGCGAGAGCCCGGGCUAGAUCUCAGGCGCCAGGUCUUCCAGCCUAGCCCCAACUCAGCCCCAGCCGGCAGCCCUCGUGGCCCGCCCACGUUCCACUGCCCAGGGACGGCUGCACUGCGCUCGGGACCCAGUGCCCUGGAGGGGCUGCAUGGAGCUAUCACCAUUUGGAGACUGAGUGGCUCUUCUCCGGGCUGGGUUGGGCGCGCGAGAGGGAAGGAGGGAGACAGGCAAGGAAAGAAGGAGAGCUGUGCGGGACCGGGACCGGGACGAUCGGACCGCCAGCCUCCCGAGGCCACCAAAGAUAGCACUGCCCUCCCGCUACCCACUCCGGCUCUUCCCUCUCUCCUUGUCUUCCUCCUUUCUCGUCCCGUCCGCUCUCCCCCGCUCCUUCCCUCGCUAUCCCGCGGGUUCCAGCCGGAGCCUGGUGCCCCUGGGGAGGCGGUGGGGGCAGCGCAAAGUGGCGCGGAGCGAUGCCCGCAGCCACGGCGGCGUCGGGCCUCGAUGUGUCCCGGACAGCGGUGCUGGCUGACGACAAUGUGGAGCCGGUCCCAAAAAACCGCACAGGUCAAUGUAGCCGAGCCUUUCCACCUCAAGGGGGCACCUUCCAAAUUAUAUACGGCAAUGGCACUGCCAUUGGGACAGUAUUGAUGUUCCAUUGCCCUAUUGGCCAUCAGAUGCUGGGACAAGGCAUUACCACCUGUGUCUGGAAAGAGAAUGGAACAGAGUGGACCAAUAAGACACCAACAUGCAAGGCGCUGCCCGUGUAUGAAACCUUUGGGUUUAAGGUUGCUGUGAUCGCCUCCAUUAUAAGCUGUGCCAUCAUCCUGCUGAUGUCUGUCGCGUUUUUAACCUGUUGCCUCCUCAAAUGUGUGAAGAAGAAAGAACGGCGCCAAACUGAAAGAGAUAUGCAGUUGUGGUACCAACUCAGGAGCGAAGAUCUGGAAGACAUGCAGACUGCUCCCUUUGGCUACAAAGGUCGGAACAACAGUAACAACAACAGAGCCAGGAAUAGGUCAGCAAAUGCUGAAGGGGAGGCCACAGCAUACGACAACCCAAGUUUUUCCAGAAACCAGGAAGACCAUGCAGAAUGGAUGGAGAAUGAUGUGAACACUCGAUAUCAAAGUGAAAAUCGGUUGUGGUCCAUGGAGCAACUAGGUCAUAUGCCACAUGGAAGAUACCUCCUUCCACGAGUCACCGUUGGUAUUCCAUCAGUGAGCACAAUCCACCUGUCUGAAGUUUAUGAAGAAAAUGUGAGGAUUCCUAAGAAGCCUAUAUCAUAUAUCCCUGGUUAGCCAAAAGAAACAGAUUUACCUGUUGGUGGGAUCCAGACCGGGACACUGCUAGGAGACCUCGCUCUACGUGCCUUAAAAAUUCCAUUGACAGGACAGUGUCAGGCAUUUGUUGGGAAAAUUAAUCUAUAUCUGAAGAGUAUAUUCAAACGUGCUUCUAGGGUUAACCUGAGUAACAUAACUAUUGUUGAUAAUGAACAGUGAUGCUGGCUGUUAGCUAGCCAAUCAAUUGAAAUCAUAGCUGUCACCAAAAAAUCCUGUUGUGAUCUUGCACAAAACUGGAAACAAUAGCAACAUGUCAAUUUUACUGC